Messenger RNA from Populus euphratica (Euphrates poplar), 1899 nucleotides. RefSeq names its product Phototropic-responsive NPH3 family protein. The coding region runs from base 371 to 1696 and encodes 441 amino acids. NCBI's taxonomy places the organism in Eukaryota, Viridiplantae, Streptophyta, Magnoliopsida, Malpighiales, Salicaceae. The record is from RefSeq and is a predicted model, not a curated record. The transcript is spliced from 2 exons.
GUAGAAGAGAAUAAGCCAGGAUGCGUCAUAGGAAGGAAUAUUAGCAUUGAAGAGAAUUUGUCUUCUCCUCUCCUUCUGUACCCUCUUCUUAUCCUUCUUCCCCUACAUCCAUCCAUUCCUCAUAACCUCCAUAGAAAGACAAACAUCAUCAUCUCUAAGUCUAGACCCUUCGAUUUAUAUCAUCCCUAUAUAUGUAGGUACAUUUAUCCUCUUUCACAGGAAAGAUCAAGGGCCUUUGAAUUCCGCCCCGCAGCUGCUCAAUGCAUCGGAUAUUUUUUCCACUUGCAAUGUUACAAGAGAUUAUACUUUAGGAUGAAAACCUCUUGUAUAAACAAGAGCUAUCAACAGUAUAUAUUAGUCCUUCUCAAAAAUGCUUGACUACUCUUCCACCAAAAUGAAGAAGGCCUCUUUCCCAGAAUUUCUCCUUUUCUCAGGAUCAAAGACAUCCCAGUUAGCCGCCGAAAGCUGGUUCGACGAUGCAUGCAUCCUUGAUAUGGACUAUUUUGUUAAGACCCUAGCCGGAAUUAAGGCUAAGGGUGUCCGUCCGGACCUUAUUGGUUCAAUCAUAGCUCAUUAUGCAUCAAAGUGGCUACCAGAACUCUCUGAUGAUCACCAACCUAGUACAGACAAGGGAAUUGCAAACUUUCCAGAAUCCCCAGAGAGUGUCACGACUUCAUGGAUGAAAAAGAGAUUUUUCGUCGAAACCCUGGUGGGAAUCCUGCCUCCGGAGAAGGAUUCCAUCCCAUGUAGCUUCCUCCUACGCCUUCUCCGGAUCGCAAACAUGGUCAGUGUGGAGCCUGCAUAUAGAGCUGAGCUUGAAAAGAGGAUUUCAUGGCAACUUGACCAAGCUUCACUGAAAGAGCUACUGAUACCGUCGUUUAGUCACACUUGCGGGACAUUGCUAGAUGUCGAGCUAAUAAUUCGUCUAGUGGGGAGGUUUGUUAGUUUAGAUGAGGUUGCUAAAAGUGGUGCUGCCUUAAUUAAGGUAGCUAAGCUUGUUGAUUCUUACUUAGCAGAAGCUGCUGUGGAUUCUAAUUUGAGUUUAUCCGAGUUUGUUGCUCUUGCUGGUGCUCUCCCAAGUCAUGCCCGCGCCACAGAUGAUGGUUUAUACCGUGCCAUCGAUACUUAUCUUAAAGCACAUCCUGGAGUGUCAAAGCAAGAAAGAAAGGUUCUUUUUAGAUUAAUUGAUAGCCGGAAACUCUCCCAGGAAGCAUCACUCCAUGCUGCCCAGAAUGAACGAUUGCCCGUUCGUGCUGUGAUCCAAGUCCUCUUCUCCGAGCAUACCAAACUUAAUCGACAAAUGGAUUGGAGCGGGUCAUUUAGUGGAACUAGAAGCCCCUACAUAGGGCUUGAGGCCCCGGCCAGGUGCCUUUCGAAACGUGAACUGAGCAUGCAACAAACAGAGGUAAGGAAGCUCAGAGAAGAUGUGCACAGGCUACAAAGCCAAUGCUAUGCCAUGCAAGCGCAAAUGGAAAGGUCGUGGGAGAAAAAGAAAGGGUUUUUCAGGUGGAAGAAGCUUGGGAAUGUCAUGCCUUCAAUGAAAAGUCAUAACGUUAGUGUUGUUGAUAAGAUUGAAGAGAGUAAUGAAGGAGAAGGAGAGGUGGGUUUUGGGAUACGAACUCCCGUGGACUUGAAGACAAAGCUAGUGAGAGGCAAAAAUAAAGCUCCUCUCAUGUGGAGAAAAUCAACGUCCUGAAGGUCAAGGGAUAUGAUCGAUCGGCGUGCCCAGUCGGCCGGUUUUUAUGCUAAGCCGAGUCAAAAUCCAAUUAAUUAAAUUAAUUAGCAGUAAUAGAUUUUGGUUUUCAGGCGUUGUACAAUAUGUUCCUUGUUAUUAUAAUUAUGACUCGAGGAAUAAUGAAGUAUGUAUGGAAUAAGAAAUCUCUUCCAUUUUCAUGUAUA